Molecule: messenger RNA, 1427 nt
Organism: Branchiostoma belcheri (Belcher's lancelet)
Lineage: Eukaryota; Metazoa; Chordata; Leptocardii; Amphioxiformes; Branchiostomatidae
Product: zinc finger protein 525-like
Exons: 2
Coding region: 339-1193 (284 amino acids)
Biological process (GO): regulation of transcription by RNA polymerase II
Cellular component (GO): nucleus
Molecular function (GO): RNA polymerase II transcription regulatory region sequence-specific DNA binding; DNA-binding transcription factor activity, RNA polymerase II-specific
Source: RefSeq, a predicted model, not a curated record
CAGUAAGGAAAUGCGGAAUAUCUAUUCUUUAUUAUGGCCUCCAAGCUGUAUCUACCGAUCGCGACAUCGUCGGCGAUACGGCAUCAUUCCAAGUCGACAUUUAUGCAAUGAAAGGUCGUUGGAGUAACGGCAUGUUGUGUCUGCUGUGCUGACUUGGAUCAUCAGGUUUGUCAACUUUAACCUUUGAUCCAGGGUCAAACAGGAUGACCGGCGUUUGGUCUCCGCCAUUUUAGACAACUUCGGGAGAUUAUCAUAUCUCUCCUUCCCGAAUUUUAGCGCAAUUCACGUCAUAUCCAGUACCUGAUACUACAGACUAACAGAUAUCCUAAUCAAUAGGGAUGGAAGAUCCUGGCUGUGUGUUUCCUGUUGGACCCCCUAUCAGACAUCCUGUGGAUGGAGCAAGUGACAGGACCAGACAAGAACAGGCAAUGGGAACACAGCAGGAAGAGGAAACAAGCAGUGUGGCCUCCGUCCCACCUGACAAGGAAGCCUGGUCACAUUUGUAUGUACGGGCUCCUACAGAACAGCUACAUCAGGUGGCAACAAAUAAUACUGCGGACGCACCCUACGUCUGUCAACAGUGUGGGUACAGGGCAUUCAGAAACUCUCGGCUUUCCGAACACAUGAGGAAACAUACUUGCGAGAAACCUUACAAGUGUGACAGGUGUGAAUUUUGCACACACUGGAAAAAGAACCUUGUGCAACACAUGGCGAGGCAUAAUGGUGAGAAGCCCUACAUGUGCGGGGAGUGUGGGUACAGGACGGUCGACGGGUCAAGCCUACGCCGACACAUGAGGAAACAUACAGGAGAAAAACCCUACAUGUGUGGGGAGUGCGGAUUUAUGACGUCGGACAGUUCUAGCUUAGCUGCACAUGCUAAACAGCAUACUGGUGAAAAACCUUUCAAGUGUCUCCAGUGUGACUAUUCUGCAUUACUGAAAAGCCAUUUAGAUCGACACAUGCUUAAACACACCGGGGAGAAACCCUACAUGUGUGGGGAGUGCGGGUACAGGACUAGUGACAGAUCUAGCCUGGCCAGGCACAUGAAGAGACAUACAGGUGAACAGCCUCACAAAUGUAACCUGUGUGAUUAUUCUGCCAUACAGAAAUGUAAUCUAGACAAACACAUGGUAAAACACACUGAUGGAAAAUCAUUUUGUGAAUGGCCAAAUGACCAACCUUUCAUGAGAUAGAGGAAAACACCAAUGUUAACAUAUUGAUAGAAUGUGCCCAGUGUGAUAAUCCUGUUGUACUGGGGACCUUUAAAUAUCCAGUAUCGCAAAAGAUCAGAAGAUAAGACAAGAAGAAAGAGUACAUGAAUGUGAAUACGGGACAGCAUACACUUGACCACAUAUUUUAGAAGAAACGGGACAGCUAUUGCUGUUAAGCAAGUGCAAUACAAGAAAUUAAACAAUAUAUCACUACAA